Molecule: messenger RNA, 2156 nt
Organism: Asterias rubens (European starfish)
Lineage: Eukaryota; Metazoa; Echinodermata; Asteroidea; Forcipulatida; Asteriidae
Exons: 3
Coding region: 225-2156 (643 amino acids)
Biological process (GO): positive regulation of DNA-templated transcription
Cellular component (GO): nucleoplasm; chromatin
Molecular function (GO): zinc ion binding; protein binding; ubiquitin-protein transferase activity
Source: RefSeq, a predicted model, not a curated record
CACUGCUUUUUGAACGUUACAACCAGCAAUAUUCCACUUGAUAUCCAACGAAGAAGUUCAGGUGUACGCAGUGAGCAUUAGUCACAUCGACAGCUUGAGAAUCCAUUAGGGCCUACUGUUCGCCGGCCAUCUUCCACUUCCGAUUCAUCAAAGAGGUUUAAGUGUGCGCAGUGAGCAUCAGUCGCAUCUACAGCUUGAGGUAACAGAACCCCUUUCUCAUCAAGAUGGCCGAAGCCGCACUACCCACCACUGAGACCACUUGCAAGAUAAGCCAUGUACACAUCGAAUGCCCAAUCUGCCUGAGUCGGUUCACCAAUCCGAAAAUCCUGGACUGUCUGCACAGCUUUUGCUUCAAAUGUCUUCAGGAACUUAUAGACAAACAGGAUCCGAAGACGGACACUAUUAUUUGCCCAAUGUGUAAAAAAGAAACGUCAAUCCCAGACGGGGGAUUGUCGGAUCUUCUUGGCUGCUUUUUCUUGAGCUCGCUUAUUGAUGACGUCAUCAAUCUUGAAGGUCCAAAGAAGAACAUUAACCCACCUGUCUUGACUUGCGUUUGGUGCGACGAAGGUCUUGAAGAUGUCUCACGGUGUGUUGACUGUGAUGCAAUUUUUUGCAAAACAUGUCUGAAAAACCAUGCAAAACUAAAAAAAAACAAGCAUCAUCAAAUCGUUGAUGCUGUCGGCUCGUCAAAUGAGCGACCCAAAGACAAGAACAAAACUGAGCCACAAAAGUGCCGAAAACACAGUGACCAGGACCUGUGUUUCUAUUGCGAUACGUGUGAUUUACUUGUGUGUCUCAAAUGUGCGGUGUUUGAUCACCGAGCGUCAAGCCACAAUCUCUCUGAGAUCAAUGAUUCCAUUCGAUCUUAUCGUCGAGCUGUUGAUGAAGCCUUGCAGAAGUUUGACGAGUGUCGCAAACAAUUCCAAAAAGUGGACGACUCUAUCAAGCACUCGCAUCGUAGAUUACAGCUCAUGGUCGACCGGGCUCUUCGAGAUAUUGUGGCUAAGGAGGAAGAGGAAAUCACUAAGAUAAGAAAUGCAUCUCGCCUCCUUCAAGAAAGAAUCACUCAAAUUGGUCAAGAAAGAGGUGAGGGAUUUGAGAGCACACAGAGCAGCAAUCACGAUAAGAUGAGCCGUGCAGAGCAGAUCGUAGCUUCAGUCAAUGACUUGAUGCAUCAUGCUGAUAACUUUGAGCUGCUGGACCUGAAGCCAAAAGUUAUGCACAACUUAGACUUCCACAAAGAGCUCCAGUUUCAAACAGUGCAGCAUAGCAAGUCAUUCAUCGGGUUCAAAGGUCAUGAUAUCGUCACUGAUGCAGAUCUCGGUGAAAUACUAGAGGAAGAGAAGUGGGAGGUGAAGACAGAGUUUGGUAAAGAAGGGGAAGGUGAGGGGGAGUUCAAGUGUGCAAGAGACGUUGCUUGCUUCAGCAAUGGUGAUAUUGUCGUUACUGAUACAAGCAGGUGCCUAUUCACAUUUACAUCAAAGGGUAAUUACAAAUCUACAGGUGUUCAAAGUGGAUCAGAGGACGGUAAACUAAAACAACCUUUUGGUGCCGCCGUGACCUCUGAUGACCUGCUUCUGGUUACUGACGGAGAGGAUAUAAAGGUUUAUGAUGGAGAACUGAGAUAUAUUCGUCAGUUCAGACCCUCAGAGGAUCACGUCGAGGGGCAGUCAGAGAGUCUACUUUGUGGUAUUGCUGUGGACAAGAAAGAUCGAAUUGCAGUGGCUGACUGUGAGAGAAAGGUAAUAUCUCUGCAUAAUAUGGAUGGAUCCAUUAUUUCCACAAUACGUCAUGACGAUAUUUAUUACUGGUUUCUAUCUGUAAGCAGCAAGGAGCGUCUGAUUUUUACAAACUUCGAGAAGAUGAAACUUGUUUGUCUGGAUUUCAUGGGAAACGAGGUGUUCAAUAUCAGCACCUCCAUUGAUGGCAAACCUGUAAAACCGCUGGGACUAUGCUGCGACGAUGCUGGAGACAUCUAUGUGUCUGUUUAUUGUGGUGACCGGGGAAUCUUUGAGAUUCAUCAUUACGAUGCAUUAGGUGAGCACAUCGGCUGUGUUGCUCGUGGCUUGUACAAUCCUCUUGGCAUGACGUUUACUCCUACCGGUGACCUUAUCGUGGCUGAGAUGCACUCGGUCAAGGUCUUGCAUCGUUUGUAA